GUUCGCUGCGCGGCCAUGCUUCUCCUGCCCCCUAAACUGCAAAGUUACUGCAACAACAAGACAGGCAUGGAAUGAAUCAAGCUAUAAACUCCUAUGUCGACCCUGUUCCUCUCCUGUUCCUCCACCUUCAUCAAUUUCCGAUUUUGUGUUAAAAACACGCCUCGGAGCAAAGAUCGCUCUGGCAGCUGCUUGUCCAUGACUAAGUAGAAACCCUAGAAAGAAGCCUCAAGACUGUCGUGCCCUUGGAAGACAAUCGGGGAUCGAAAGUUGCUUGAACUCAUAUGCGAAAAGAGGGCAUGGAGAGAGUGAGCCCCGUUCAGUUGGCGUACAAACGCUCAUGGCAUGACUUUGCUGCUGCAAAGGACCAAAACCAGCAACCACAACUCCACGUCAGCUUCGCUGUAGGCUGCAAGGCAAAGGUCUUCUGGUCUCCCAGUGGCACUCUCUACCCGAAGGCACGGGGACUUUCCCCGCAGCAUAGCUGGGAGCAAGCUCCCUGUGUGUUCGCUGCGCGGCCAUGCUUCUCCUGCCCCCUAAACUGCAAAGUUCCUGCAGGCAUGGAAUAAAUCAAGCUACUCCUAUGUCGACCUUGUUCCUCUGUUGUUCCUCUACCUUUAUCAAUUAACAUUUCUGCUUAAAACGCCUCCGAGCAAAGAUCGCUCUGGCAGCUGCUUGUCAGCUUGUCCAUGGCUAAGUAGAAACCCUAAAAGGACGCCUCAAGACUGCUGCAAGUUGCUUAAACUCAUAUGUGAAAAGAGGGCAUGGAGAGAGUGAGCCCCGUUCGGUUGGCGCACAAACGCUCAUGGCAUGACUUUGCUGCUGCAAAGGACCAAAACCAGCAACCACAACUCCACGUGAGCUUCGCUGUAGGCUGCACGGCAAAGGUCUUCUGGUCUCCCAGUGGCACUCUCUACCCGAAGGCACGCGGACUUUCCCCGCAGUAUAGCUGGGAGCAAGCUCCCUGUGUGUUCGGUGUGCGGCCAUGCUUCUCCUGCCCCCUAAAUUGCAAAGUUCCUGCAACAACAAGACAGGCAUGGAAUGAAUCAAGCUACUCCUAUCAUGGAGAGAGUGAGCCCCGUUCGGUUGGCGUACAAACGCUCAUGGCAUGACUUUGCUGCUGCAAAGGACCAAAACCAGCAACCACAACUCCACGUGAGCUUCGCUGUAGGCUGCAAGGCCAAGGUCUUCUGGUCUCCCAGUGGCACUCUCUACCCGAAGGCACGGGGACUUUCCUCGCAGCAUAGCUGGGAGCAAGCUCCCUGUGUGUUCGCUGCGCGGCCAUGCUUCUCCUGCCCCCUAAACUGCAAAAUUCCUGCAACAACAAGACAGGCAUGGAAUGAAACAAGCUACUCCUAUGUCGACCUUGUUCCUCUGCUGUUCCUCCACCUUCAUCAAUUUCAGAUUUUUGUCAAAAAAAUGCCUCCGAGCAAAAACCGCUCUGGCAGCUGCUUGUCCAUGACUAGGUAGAAACCCUAGAAAGAAGCCUCAAGACUGUCCUGCCCUGGCAAGACAAUCGGGGAUCGAAAGUUGCUUGAACUCGUUAAAGAGGGCAUGGAGAGAG
This is a messenger RNA of Durusdinium trenchii, 1561 nucleotides long. Lineage: Eukaryota; Dinophyceae; Suessiales; Symbiodiniaceae. The record is from the annotation of a GenBank genome assembly.